Molecule: messenger RNA, 1905 nt
Organism: Glycine soja
Lineage: Eukaryota; Viridiplantae; Streptophyta; Magnoliopsida; Fabales; Fabaceae
Product: short-chain dehydrogenase/reductase family 42E member 1-like
Exons: 5
Coding region: 172-1608 (478 amino acids)
Biological process (GO): steroid biosynthetic process
Molecular function (GO): 3-beta-hydroxy-Delta5-steroid dehydrogenase (NAD+) activity
Source: RefSeq, a predicted model, not a curated record
UUUAAUUAUGACAAAAAAUAGAAUUUUUAACAAAUUUUAGAAAAAAGAAAGGAAAAAGUGGGUAAUCCUAUUCCCUAUGGCUGGUGCGACUUGCGAGGUGUAGACAUGAUGUGAUGUGAUGAAUUGAGGGGAAUCCAUUGAAGAGGCGAGGCGAGUUAAUCAGAAAUCAGAAUGCACUUGAGCGAGAACGAAGGGAUAGAGGGGAAGGCCUUCGUGGUCACCGGUGGACUGGGAUUCGUAGGAUCUGCUCUCUGCUUGGAGCUCAUCCGAAGAGGUGCUAGAGAGGUGCGAGCCUUUGACCUCCGCCUCUCUUCUCCAUGGUCGCGUCCUCUCAAGGUCAAGGGAGUCCUUUGCGUCCAAGGGGAUGUUGCCCGCAAAGAAGACGUGGAAAGGGUCCUCCGCGGUUCCGACUGCGUAUUCCACCUUGCGGCCUUCGGAAUGUCAGGCAAAGAGAUGCUCCAAUUUGGUCGCAUUGAUGAAGUCAACAUAAAUGGGACUUGCCAUGUUAUCGAUGCUUGCCUCCACCUCGGCAUCAAAAGGCUUGUCUACUGUAGCACAAACAAUGUUGUCUUUGGCGGUCAACAGAUCAUCAACGGGAAUGAGACAUUGCCCUAUUUCCCAAUUGAUCACCAUGUCGAUCCAUAUGGCCGCAGUAAAUCAAUUGCUGAACAGUUGGUUCUUAAGAACAAUGCCCGUACUCUCAAGAACGACUCCGGGAAUCGUCUUUACACUUGUGCUGUUCGUCCAGCUGCAAUCUAUGGACCGGGUGAAGACAGGCACCUUCCAAGGAUCGUAACCUUGGCAAAGUUGGGUCUCCUUUUGUUCAGAAUUGGCGACCAAACUGUAAAGUCAGAUUGGCUUUUUGUGGAUAACCUUGUCCUUGCUCUUAUAUUGGCGAGUAUGGGACUUUUGGAUGACAAUCUUAGCAAGGGGAAACGUCCUGUUGCUGCUGGCCAGGCCUACUUUAUAUCUGAUGGCUCCCCAGUCAAUUCUUUUGAAUUCCUGCACCCUCUACUUAGGAGUUUGGAUUAUGAACUGCCAAAGACUUCCCUACCGGUCGACCGUGCUCUUGUUCUCAGCAGGAUUUGCUGGGCUGUUUAUACAAUCCUAUAUCCAUGGCUCAAUCGGUGGUGGCUUCCACAGCCAUUCAUCCUUCCCUCUGAAGUACACAAGGUGGGAGUGACCCAUUAUUUCUCUUAUCUUAAAGCCAAAGAGGAGAUUGGCUAUUUUCCCAUGGUGACCUCGCGAGAGGGGAUGGCUUUGACCAUAUCUUACUGGCAAGAGAGGAAACGAACAACUCUGGAUGGACCAACAAUCUACGCGUGGUUGUUUUGUGUCAUUGGAAUGAUCUCACUGUUUUGUGGUGCUUUCUUACCUGACAUAGGGAUCAUGUCCCUUCUCAGAGCUACAUGUCUAUUUGUCUUUCGGUCAAUGUGGGUGACAAGGUUGGUGUUUCUUCUGGCUACAGCUGCACAUAUUGCUGAGGCCAUUUAUGCUUGGUACCUGGCUAAGAGGAUGGAUCCUGCCAAUGCAAGAGGAUGGUUUUGGCAAACUUUUGCUCUUGGGAUGUUUUCGUUGCGUUUACUAUUGAAAAGAGCAAGGAAAUAGGUAAGCUUUUGCAGAUUACUUGUACAAUUACAGUACAGGUUAGGAAAUCAAUACUGUUUUCUGUCCAUUGCAUGACAAAUGCAAACUACCAUUACCAAUAAUAUAUUCCACUAUCUAGCGCUAUGAGAUUCUUAGCAUUGGCCUUGUUAAAACUAGUCCAUCAUAGUGGAAGAUGUCGUCUUUUAUGAUCAGCCUCAGUUUUUAAAAUCAUUGUUGCAUUAUUUUUAGGAGCCCCAAAAAUAAAAACUUGUCCAUCAUACACCGUUGAAUGCAAUUUAUUGGAUAUAUUAAUAUUAA